Messenger RNA from Dissoconium aciculare CBS 342.82, 2148 nucleotides. RefSeq lists its product as uncharacterized. The record is from RefSeq and is a predicted model, not a curated record. The coding region runs from base 1 to 2148 and encodes 715 amino acids. The transcript is spliced from 3 exons. Lineage: Eukaryota; Fungi; Ascomycota; Dothideomycetes; Mycosphaerellales; Dissoconiaceae.
AUGCUUGGCACCGUUGCUAAGAUAGCACAUCCCGUCGAGUGGGAGGGCCAUCCGCAAUGGCAUAACAUCGAGCUGACGGAUGAUGCGGACGAGGCGAGGGACACGAAAAAGCGUAAAAGAAGCUCUAACCAAGCCAGUCGAGCACGAAACCUCGCUCUGAUCGCCGCACUCUGGUCAUUGGAACUUGUCUAUGAAUAUGGAUGGGAUCGGGCUGGACAGUGUCAAAUCCACGCGAUCCGAGCCUGCGCAGUCCGCUUCCCCGACUUUGUGCACGAUCUGCUCCCACAACUUAACAGCGUCUUACUCCAAAGACACCGCGAAGCAAUCGCUGAUGGACACUUGAAGACGCUCAACGAGGCCCCGCUGCAACCUCUCCGGGAUCUGGAUACUGGUAUACUAGACUCAGCGAUCCCAGACGAAGACGCCGAAGUCCAAUGGCUGACGAGUAUAACUGGCGAUGUGCCUGUGAACGCCAGCCGUACAAUGCUCCAUGAUGUACGCCCAUGCCACUUCCACAAGUAUUUGCUGUGCAAAGAUCGCUUCGGCAUGCUCAUCGUCCGAGGGGAGUUCGGACGGCCGCCAACUCCAGCAACCACUGAAGUCGCUUCAAGAAGUCCAUGCUCGAUUCAAGUUGCUCUCAAUCGAGGUAUUGAGCAGAUUACGCAUAUUUCUCCGAUGUCAUCAUUGAACGAACCUUUGCCCUCACAUCUCCUUGGUCACGCGCACAGCUUAUUCACAGCUUCCGUGACAGAUCUUUCUGCGUCAACCAGCAGUGCGUUCCCUACCAUUACUCAAUAUCUCGAGGUGCCGCACCAGGACGUCGAUGAGUCCUGGCGGAGUCCUGCCGACGACGGUCGCUGUGCACGUCCAGCGAGAGAGCGCUCACCUUCCGUGUCGUGUCACCUGAGUGCAGGGAUUCUGACACAUACGCAGGUCGGUCUCCCACCUGUUCCAGCUAGAGGCCCAGACGAAGGAGAUUUUACCAUUGCUUCCCCAAAGAUUUCCCCAGAUCACCAGCUGAGAAUGGAGGAAAUCCUCCACAACCAGUAUCAAACGCUGAUUGCCUCCUAUUUAUCUAUGCUCGAGAGCGGAAAAAGCCAGCACGAAGCCGGCGUGGAUUUCGAUUCGCGUCGACAGUGGCUGAAUCCUGCCACCAGUUGGGCCAAGAUUUUUACACUACCGAAUAGCAGGCUGACACGGGGCAAAGCACAAUCAGUAGCGAAUGCCGAUGUUCUUUAUUUUACCUCAGAUGAAUUUCUCAAUGCUGCUCAGGCCGGCGAAAUUUUCCUCAAGCCUGUCGUUAUCAAAGAACAAUUCUCCGACUCUGGAAUGCACACGGUAGAUGGGUUUAUCCGUCUUUUGCAGGACAAAGCAUGCGAAAGUGUCCAACGGAGAGAAUUUAAUGCCGACAUAUCGAUGCCCCACCGCCUGCGAAACAUUAUGGAUGCCCAUAGGCCUCUUUUGACUAUGCUCCCACGUUACCGGAUCCUCAAUACUCUCAAAGCCAAAGUCCAAAAUUCUGGCCGGAGCGACUCAAGCUUCAACGUUCUCAGCCUCUCCGGAUCCUUCCCGGGUCCACAACUCUGCAGCUCAAGCGGGACUUGGAUCCGAAAUCUCGAUGGCACACAAUUCUACACGAUUGUCGCGGAGUCCGCCAUGGAAUCCGAAUGGGCGAACUUUGUGCAGGCAGGCGUUGCGUGGGAUCCCAGCGGGAGGGAGAGACUCAUCGUCCUCGAAAGAGACGAUGUGCUCCUGAUACCGCCGGGUUCAAGAAUCGUCCAUGCCGUGCAAUCUCCGGUGGACUGUCUGGUAGACGUCGGGCGGAUUUGGGACGAGUUGGAUCUCCUCAAGACCUUACGGUCGAUUCGCUGGAUGCAGGGAUCUCAGACACCCGAUGACGAAUCGAUCCUGUGCCAGCUCCCGCUCAUUAUCGAAGAGCUCCUCGUGCUGGCGAAGGCCCAACCUGCCCGCUUCUGUGCCGAGCCUUCUUCCCAAGCGGAAUGGUUACUGAUGUUUGAGCAUGCUGUCUCGGACCUCAGAGCUUUGGGUUGCCGGUGUUUGUUGCAAAAUCGCGAGGGGUCGUGCGAUCGUCGGAGGAGGAACCGCCGGUGCACAAGUUGGUGCCCAGCGCAUGCGUCAAGCCGUUGA